GCACCGCACCGCUCCCCCGGGCGGCGGCGGCCGAGGCCGGGCUGCGUCCCCAUGGCAACACCGGUGGCUGGUGCCCGCCUGCGGCCUGUUUUCACCGCUCGCCGCCGGCCGGGACAGGACAGGGCGGGGGGGGUGUGUGGAGACGGGACAGCAUGUCCUCCGACCAGACCAGGAAUGUCGUCAAGAAAAUCAUCCGCGAGAUCGGACAAGAAUGCGCCGCCCAGGGACAAACUGUUUCUGAAACGUUAGUGGCUUUCAUGGUGAAAGCUGUUGCUUUAGAUCCAAGAAAUGACUUAAAUGUGGAUCAAAUCCUUACAAAAGAAGAUGUGCAAAAUAUUAUCCAGCUCUGUGUUACCAGACUGCUCGACACAACAAACCCAUCCCUGAGCACAAUUAAGAUGCAAGUUUACUUUGAUACAAACUAUGCGAACCGAGCUGAAUUACUCAGUGAGCAGCACCGUGUUCUGGAGGCAAGGCUGGCUCCUGUGGUCAGAGAUAUCACAGAUAGUUGUCCUCAUCUGCAAGAAGAAAUGGAAAAUGUGUAUCGAAAGAUCGUUAGCUAUGUGCUGCUGGCCUCUGGCCUAGGAUCCCCAACAGAUAUUGGGGUUGUCAGGGAGGUAACAGCUGCUCUGCAGAGUGUAUUCUCCCAGAGAGAGGUAGUUACUUUCACCUCACUUGGUAAGAAGAACAAAGAGCAACAGCUGAAAACUUUUGCCAUGCUAGUCACAGGAAUUCGGUUGUACAACAAGGAAUGCGGGAAAGGAGGAAGCAGCAUUGAUGACUUGCCAGCCAUUCUGAAUGAAGCCAUUCCGUCAGCUACACGAGCUAUCGAUGAAGGUCUUCAUAAUUGCCAUAUACUGGCCCACCGGUACACAACUCUGCUGGAAUCCAUGCAGGAAGACCAACACAGGCAUACGCAGCUUAGUUCUUUUAAAUUAAAAGAAGCACUAUUCAAUGCGAGACAAUAUGAGGCCUUCCUUUGCAUCCUUCUGUCUGAUGCAAUUACAAGUGCUCAAGAAGUUGAAAAGAUGCAUGUGCAGUUUGCAACAACAAUGGAGCGCUUGAAAAACACAGUGCAGAAUAAGGUCUCUGUAGAUGCCAACGAAGUUUUUCCUCUCUUUGUUGCACUUUCUAACCUCUGGACCGGCUUUCGGGAUGAGAUGCUACUGCUAAAGUUCCUCACAAAUAUGACUAACAAUCUGCAGCAGUUCUCAGAAAUCCAGUCACAACUUUUUCCUGAGGAAGUGCUAACAUCUCUUCUGGAAGGACUGACUGUGAAAAGUGAUGAGGAAAGGUUAAGAGAAACCAUGGGAACCAGAGUGAAUGUUUCUGAUUUCGAGAACCAAGAAUGGCUUUUUCCAGAGACUACUGAUAAUUUUGAUCAGUUGCUAAUCCAGUACCAUGGUUUCUGUGCACAUGCAAUUGGUGUGAAAGGCCUCAUUCUCCCAGGAAAUGCUGCUAUUGGAAUUUUGAAGCACAAGGAGAAAUGUUAUGUUUUCAGUUCCAAAGAAGCUGCAUACAUCUUUGCUCAAGAUCCAGAUAAGUUCAUUCAGCUGAAUGUAGAAAAAGCAAAAGAAUAUGCAGAGCUAAUUCAACUGCUUGAGCUUCAUCAUCAGUUUGAAUACCUUGUUCCAUAUGCACAGGCCAGAACUCCAGACAAAGGUUUGAUGAAACCAACUGUAAAAUGUGACAGUAGUUCUCAAACUGAUACGCAUAUCUUGCCUCCAACCAUUGUGACAUCCUAUGAGUGGAAUGAAUGGGAAAUGAGAAGAAAAGCUAUAAAACUGGCAAAUUUGCGCCGCAAAUUAACUCAUGCCAUGCAGACUGAUCUCAGCAGUAUGAGAAGACAGAACUGCACCCAAGUGUACUUGCCAAAAGACGUCAGCACCCAGACUAAGCGCGACAACUCCAGCAAUGUACCCAGACCACAGAUUUUCCUGGAAGGUCUCCGAGGACGAUCAUCUCCCACUACUCAUACAGUCAAAGUAAACUUAACAAGAGCACUAGAUGAAACCUAAGUGAAAAUGAGAAAUCUGAAGAUAUAUAUUGAAUGUAUAAACAAAAUUCCCUGCAUAUAUCUGAAAUACGAUAAAAAAGAUUUUACUGUGUCUGUUGAUUCCAGGAGCAGUUGAUUUCUUUCUUUUAUCUGUUGGGGUUGCUGACUGGCAUCAAGUGAUAGAAAUGAUAAUCUUGAAGCACCCACACUUUAAACAGCAAUUUAGAAUCAAGAUGUUCCUAAAGACUUUAGCAUAAACUAACAUUUAAAUCUGUAGUGUGUUUUCUCAGAUUUUCUUGAUGUUUUACUACAAUGACUGCCUGCUGAAACACUGCUGCUGAGAGCCAUGUCUUUGGUACAUGGAAAGGAUAAUAUAAGACGAAUAGCUUUUACGAGAUAUAAGGCCAAUGCUGCAGCUCCUAUGGAGGCAGAAUUCCCAUUGGUGUGAAAUGAGAGCAGCCCCAUGGAGAAGGUCUUGGGGGUGUUGGUUGAUGAGAUGGUUAAUGUGACCCAGCAAUGUGCACUUGCAGCCUAGAAAGCCAACUGUGUCUUGACCUGCAUCAACAGCAGCAUGACCAGCAGGUCAAGGGAGGUGAUCCUGCCCCUCUGCUCUCGUGAGACCCCACCUGCAGUACUGCUUUCCGCUCUGGGUUCCCCAACACAAGAGGGAUGUGGACCUGCAAGAGCAAAUCCAGAGGAGGCCACUAAGAUGCUCUCAGGGCUGGAGCAUUUCUCCUGUGGUGACAGGCUGAGAGAGUUGGGCUUGUUCAGCCUGGAGAAGAGAAGGAUCUGGGGAGACCUUAGAGCAGCUUCCAGUACCUAAAGGGAGUCUACAAGAAAGCUGGAGAGGGACUUUUACAAGGACAUAUAGUGACAGGACAAGGGGUAAUGGCCUGAAACUGAAAGGGUAUGGAUUUAGAUUGGACAUUAGGAAGAAAUUCUUCCCUGUGAGGGUGCUGAGGCGCUGGCACAGAUUGCCCAGAGAAGCUGUGGCUGCCCCAUCCCUGGCAGUGUUCAAGGCCAGGUUGGACGGGGCUUGGAGCAACCUGGUCUAGUGGAAGGUGUCCCUGCCUGUGGCAGGGGAGUUGGAACUAGAUAAGCUUUAAUGUCCCUUCCAACACAAACCAUUCUAGGAUUCUAUGAAAUAAAGCUGAUACAAGAGUCACCUGAAUGUCACAGCUCUGCGCUUACAGCAGAAUUGUCAAGAAAGUAAAAGCAGCAAAAGUAAAUCAGUCUCAGUUCUUGGGCCUCUCCAUUCGUUAACCCAAGCGUCUUUGCAGGGUAACAGGCAUCGCGAGUGCAGGCUGAAGCAGGGAAGCAGAGAAGGGGGAAUCUGUCUCCCAUGGUUCUGGCAGCCUAGCAAUUUCUGUAUUCAUCAACUGAACAGUGUGCUGGUGAGCAUGCUGAAACCAUAGGACCUUGUCUCCAGGGCACCUUUUCAAAAGCUCUGUUUCACUUGUGUUUGAAAACCUAAAGCACAACAGGAAAAGGUUUUCAGCUUUAUUUCACUGUGGCAGGGAAAAAUGUGCCAGGUCUUAUCAGUGCAACUGCAGCUAGUGUUUCUGUUUGUGAAUCAUUUGAGCUUCAAAAUGAAACAUCUCAAAUGCAAGUAGGGGAUACUUUAAAACAGAGAUACUUUUCACAACAAAGAGCUCCAGAAGUCGAUAUCUGCAAAAUGUCCAGGUGUGCAUCUGUGAUGGCACAGGAUGUGCCAAGGUUUCCAAAUCUCUUUUUCAGUCAGGUGCAGCAUGGUGCAGUGUGGUUUCCAUUGUUACGCAAGCCUGUGACAAUGAAGCUUGAAGAUUCAAGCUGCUGGGUGAUUCUCCUGUGGCACUGUGCAUGACAGCAUUCUCCUUCUCUUUAUCUGUCUCCAAGGAGAGGAGCAGGGAAAGAACUUAGCAAAAUGGUUUUCCACUAUGUGAUUUUUCUCUUAUGUGAAAAUAAGCUGAGCAUUAGCAGACAGAUGUGCUGCUCCUCCGUGUUUCUAAAUUAUGAGCUGGCACCAAUUUUCAGUUUUAUUAUUAAAAAUAUGAAUGCUGUUAGCAGCUAUGGCUUUUUUUUUUUAAUCGAGGAAAAUACUCUGUUGUUGCUUUAUUAAAGACUUGUUGUUGUUGUGA
Strigops habroptila (Kakapo) is the source of this 4113-nucleotide messenger RNA. RefSeq names its product cilia and flagella associated protein 206 (gene CFAP206). Gene Ontology annotation, biological process: regulation of flagellated sperm motility; sperm axoneme assembly; regulation of cilium beat frequency. The coding region runs from base 153 to 2018 and encodes 621 amino acids. NCBI's taxonomy places the organism in Eukaryota, Metazoa, Chordata, Aves, Psittaciformes, Psittacidae. The record is from RefSeq and is a predicted model, not a curated record. The transcript has 13 exons. Gene Ontology annotation, cellular component: ciliary basal body; axoneme.